AACCACGAUACCAUCGAUAUGUGUCGAGUAUCAUCAGCUCAGCCAUUCCCGUGUCUACCGAUGAAAUGGGCUCGGUGAGCGUUGAAUGUGCAAAAACUCAAGCAUACGUGCACAACAAAUAUCACCCAAAAUAUGGAACCUGACACGCGGUAAUCUCUCAGUCAACGGUCCGUCAACCUAGUGUUUGCGAGAUUUCAGCGUUGCAACUCAUACCGACUAGUUUCCAGUGAAGUGCCCCAGAGUGCAGUUAAGCAAACGAUAUAGCCUACUCAUACGCAUCUGAGACGAGGAGAGAAGCACCAACAGCUGAUAAAAUGAAGUUCACACCACCUCCCGCAUCACUGCGAAAUCCUUUAAUUAUUCCGGACAAGAUAAUGAUGGGUCCUGGACCGUCCAACUGCUCCAAGCGUGUGCUGACAGCUAUGACCAACACUGUGCUGAGUAACUUUCAUGCCGAAUUGUUCCAAACGAUGGACGAGGUCAAGGAUGGUUUGCGAUACAUUUUUCAGACGGAAAACCGAGCAACGAUGUGCGUUAGUGGUUCAGCUCACGCUGGAAUGGAAACCAUGUUGAGCAAUCUGCUCGAGGAAGGUGAUCGAGUGUUGAUCGCAGUAAAUGGAAUUUGGGCAGAGCGGGCUGUCGAAAUGUCUACGCGUUAUGGGGCAGAUGUUAGAACGAUCGAAGGUCCAGCAGAUCGUCCGUUCAGUCUUGAAACACUGACCAGGGCCAUUGACCUUCACCAGCCCAAGUGUUUGUUUCUCACGCACGGAGAUUCUUCCAGCGGGCUACUGCAACCACUGGAAGGUGUAGGUCAAAUUUGUCACCAGCACGACUGUUUGCUUAUAGUUGAUGCCGUUGCAUCGCUGUGCGGUGUACCUUUUUAUAUGGACAAAUGGGAAGUCGAUGCUGUGUAUACCGGUGCCCAAAAGGUGCUUGGGGCACCCCCCGGAAUCACCCCAAUUUCCAUUAGUCCCAAAGCACUGGAUGUUAUUAGAAAUCGUCGCACAAAGUCGAAAGUUUUUUAUUUUGAUCUGCUGCACCUUGGCAACUAUUGGGGUUGUUAUGACGAACCUAAACGCUAUCAUCAUACAGUGGCGUCUAAUCUAAUAUUUGCUUUACGCGAAGCUUUAGCACAAAUCGCAGAAGAAGGAUUGGAGACACAGAUCACACGUCGCACGGAAUGUGCAAAAAUUUUGUACGACGGUCUAGGUAAGAUGGGCCUCGAGAUCUUCGUGAAAGAUCCCAAACAUCGUCUGCCUACGGUGACCGGUAUCAUGAUACCGAAAGGCGUUGACUGGUGGAAAGUAUCGCAAUAUGCUAUGAAUAAUUUUUCUCUGGAAGUACAAGGGGGACUUGGUCCCACAUUUGGAAAAGCGUGGCGUGUAGGCAUUAUGGGUGAAUGCUCAACAGUGCAGAAAAUUCACUUCUACCUAUAUGGCCUGAAGGAAUCCCUCAAGGCAACACAUCCCGACUAUAUUUUUGAAGAAAGUAAUGGUUUUCAUUAACCUAACGGAAAACUAUACAUGUACACAUAUCUGUUGCCUCAUUAUUGCACUUAUAUAAGUGCAAUUUGCAAUGCAAUAAUUAUAUAUUAUAUACUUAUAUAAUAUAUAAGUGCUACGAUAAGUCUCAAUUUUGGAAUUCUAAAUUGAACUAAAUUGAGUCUAACUCAAAAAUGACUCAUCUAAACUUACUCGUUAAAGAUCCCAUCGUCUCUAACUCAUGAUCUUCCUACAUAUUCAUCACGUCAAUAAAUAAAAUUGCUUA
Molecule: messenger RNA, 1767 nt
Organism: Anopheles moucheti
Lineage: Eukaryota; Metazoa; Arthropoda; Insecta; Diptera; Culicidae
Product: 3-hydroxykynurenine transaminase
Exons: 6
Coding region: 315-1505 (396 amino acids)
Cellular component (GO): peroxisome
Molecular function (GO): L-alanine:glyoxylate transaminase activity; L-serine:pyruvate transaminase activity
Source: RefSeq, a predicted model, not a curated record